Messenger RNA from Papilio polytes (common Mormon), 5283 nucleotides. RefSeq names its product coronin-7 (gene pod1). The coding region runs from base 291 to 3947 and encodes 1218 amino acids. The record is from RefSeq and is a predicted model, not a curated record. The transcript is spliced from 23 exons. Gene Ontology annotation, molecular function: protein binding. NCBI's taxonomy places the organism in Eukaryota, Metazoa, Arthropoda, Insecta, Lepidoptera, Papilionidae.
AGACACUAAAAGAUUUUUUAAAGAUUACUCAUUUUACAAUAUCGAUAUUAGUAUCGUAGACAGUUCAACUCGAUUUUAAUCUCGAUGAGUGACACAUCACGUAGGUUGUUUUAUCGAUCGACUCGACACUAAAUGCCGCUUCAAAUUGAAAUGGCCGACGUUUAGGGGGAGUGUCUAGCGGAAAUUAAAAAUCUUAUUGAUAUAUUUACUUGAUUCUAAUAUCUUGUAUUUAGCGAAAGGCUUACAUUCCAAAUUUAGAAGACUGAUAAGUAUUUAUAAAGUGGCUGAAGAUGGCCUGGCGUUUUAAGGCAUCGAAGUAUAAGAAUGCGGCACCAAUUGUGCCUAAACCUGAGGCCUGCAUACGAGAUGUGUGUGUGGGAUCAUAUCAGACAUAUGGUAACAAUAUUUGUGCCUCCGCUGCAUUUAUGGCAUUCAACUGGGAACAUGUUGGAUCUAGUAUGGCUGUGUUACCGUUGGACGAUUGUGGAAGAAAGAGUAAGACAAUGCCUUUACUCCAUGCACACUCUGAUACAAUAACAGAUAUGGAAUUUUCUCCAUUCCAUGAUGGACUCCUAUUGACAGGCUCGCAAGACUCAUUGGUUAAAGUAUGGCACAUCCCUCAGGAAGGGUUGAAGGAAUCCCUUUCGACUCCGGAAUGCACAUUAUCACAGAAGCAACGGAGAGUGGAGAAUGUAGGCUUCCAUCCAGUAGCUGAUGGGCUUAUUCAUGUAGCGUCGGGAUACGAAUUGGCACUUUGGGAUUUAACGAAACAGAAGGAAGUAUUUGUGAACAAGGAUCAUGCGGAAGUAAUUCAAUCAACAUCAUGGAAGAAGGAUGGUCGUCUUCUAGCAACUUCUUGUAAAGACAAGAAGGUUCGCGUGCUGGACCCACGAGCACCGGAAGCUGUGCUCAGUGUUGCCAAUAGCCAUCAGAAUAUCAAGGAUAGUCGGGUUGUGUGGCUCGGAGACAAUGAUAGGAUACUUACUACUGGUUUCGAUUCAGCCCGUCUCCGUCAAGUGAUGAUACGAGAUAUUAGAAAUCUAUCAGAGACCCAGAAGACGUUGGAGUUGGACUGUUCCACUGGAAUCCUGAUGCCACUCUUCGAUCCUGACACCAAUAUGCUGUUCCUCGCUGGAAAGGGGGAUACGACUAUACUUUAUAUGGAGUUAACAGAUCGGGAACCAUAUUUAAUUGAGGGGUUGAGACAUUCCGGCGAGCAGACGAAGGGCGCAUGUUUGGUGCCGAAGCGCGCACUGCGCGUGAUGGAGGGCGAGGUAAACCGCGUGCUGCAGCUAGCGGGCUCCUCCGUAGUGCCCAUCAUGUACCAGGUGCCCAGGAAGAGUUAUAGAGAAUAUCACGCGGAUCUGUACCCGGAGACGAGCGGCGCGGUUACUUACGUGAACGCGGAGUUGUGGCUUCAGAGACAAGAGCGACCAGUUCCUAAUAUCUCCCUGCAUCCUGACCACAAUAACUGCACCCAGGUACACCGGGGGAAUUUAGAAGAAGUAGUCAAAACUAUCUUAGCAAUGCCUCCGUUAAAGAAAACGGAACCAAAACCCAUAGUAACACCGCAUAUUAUAGAAGAACCAGUAAUUCCUAAACCUCAACCAGUGGAAGAUAGAGAAGAUGAUAGAAUUGAUUUCGUCAACGUGAAAGAUAUGAUCAAAGGCAUGGAAAGACAAACAAUCGAACCAAAGGAAUACAAUAAAGAAACCAACGGUUUUCAUAAGAAGAUCACCGAUAAUCAUGAUUGUACAGAGAAAGAAGAUUGUGAUAAGACUGAAGAAUGUAUAGAGAAGGUAGAAGAAGAGAGUGUUUUAGAGAAGAAUGAUAGUUUAGACUCAACUGAAAGUCUAUCAAGGAGUAACAGUUUGAUAAAUGGUGUGCAAAUACAAGCCCCGAAGCCUUUGCCCAGGUCUUCGAUAUCUGAAGCCGGUUCUAUGGAUGAACAUUCCGAAGCCCCAAAACCUAAACCUAGAACUACUACUUCUGCUGUUGGAUAUAAGCCCCGGUUGGGUCCUAAGCCGUUCUCUGCUUCGUCUAGCAGUGAGGAGUUUUCGUUCGACAAAGUGUUCUCAGUGCCCGCGGUGCCUGGCUCCGUGACCAAGUCUGAUUCAAUGACGUCACCGGUAUCGGGUACUGCUGCGGGAACUCCCGCUAUCUCCACUCCUGUCGCAAAGGAGGAGGAGAAAGAGAAGUCUCUAUCUCCUACUAGCGAUGUUGAACCUGCCGCUAAAGAAGAAUACACGAAUGGCAAAUCAGAUACCAGUUUGGAGGAGGAAGUGAAUUCCUCCGACUCCGGCUACAGGCCGAAGACACCCAGCACCGCUGAGAGGAGGAAAAUGUUUGAAACUACCGAUGGCAAUCAAUCGAUAGCAGACCGUCGACGUGCGUACGAGUCUCGUUCAGUAAGCGUGGCCGCAGAGUCGGAAACCCCGCCUUCACCUGCACCACUUAGACGCAGAGACUCUCUAAAGUCCCGUAAAAGUCCGGAUCGCGAAGAAAAAAGAUCCUCAGUGCCCAAUGUCACUACUAAGAGAACUUCCACUGUAUUUGGCAAAGUAUCGAAAUUCCGUCACUUGAAGGGUACACCUGGACACAAGUCGACGCAUGUUGAGAAUAUUAAAAAUAUUAGUCGCCAGAUAUCCGGAGAGUCUAAUGGUUUCUACGCUAACGGCGUCCGUUGUGCGGUCCCAAUAUCCGGCGGGGGUGGUCGCGUGGGGAUAGUAGAGUUGCCCUGCGGCGCCACCCCCCGCGCGGCGGCGCCCCGCCCGCAUCCUUCGGGGCUGCACCCGCCCGCGCUGCUGCACGCCGCGCCCCUCACAGACUGCGCCUGGGACCCCUUCUGUGCGCAACGCCUGCUGGUCGCCUGUGAUGAUGGGAUCGUCAGGGAGUGGAUAUUACCAGAAAACGGGUUACAAGAAUCAACGAACGAACCUAACCGUACAUUCUCCGCGCAUCCUGACAAGAUUUACAUAGUGCGUUUCCACCCGACUGCGGCUGACCUGGUGGUGACCGCGGCUCACGACCUCACAGUGAAGUUGUGGGACCUCUCGCAGCAGGAACCUCAAGCUGCGAUCACCCUGACAGGACAUACAGACCAGAUCUUUGCAUUAGAUUGGUCUACUUGCGGGGAGUAUCUCGCUACCUUGUGCAAAGAUGGACUUAUACGGAUUUACAAGCCGCGCGAGUCGGUAGCGGCGCUUCGCAGUGGCGCGGGCCCGGCCGGCAGCCGCGGCGGCCGCGUCGUGUGGGCGCUCAGCGACACGCAUCUUGUAGUCACUGGAUUUGACAAGGUGUCGGAGCGCCAGAUCCUGCUGUACGCAGCGAGCGAGCUGGGCGCGCCGCUGUGCACGGUGGGGCUGGACGUGUCGCCCUUUUUAAUGUAUUUCCAGGGUGAUUCAACUAUCUACUGCUACGAGGUGACGUGCGAGCUGCCCUACCUGUGCGCGCUGUCGCACCACCGCGCGCACUCGCUGCACCAGGGCAUCGCCUUCCUGCACAAGAACCUCGUCGCUGUCGAAAAGGUGGAGUUUGCGAGGGCGUUGCGGUUAACAAAUGGAAAUAUCGAACCGCUGUCAUUUACUGUGCCUAGGAUAAAGAGCGAGUUGUUCCAAGACGACUUGUUCCCGCCGACGCUGGUGACGUGGGAGGCGUGGCAAAGCGCGCGCGACUGGCUGGCCGGCCGCCGCGCCGCGCCCCGCACCGCCUCGCUGCAGCCGCCCGGCAUGCUGCCGCUUUCGGAGCACACGCCGUCGCCGGGAUCACGAGACAAGCCUAAAGAGACUCAGAAACCGAAACCCGAUCUCAUCAAAUCUCACGUGCCUCUAGACAACAAGGAUAAGCAGGAUAGUAUUUUAAAAUCAAUGAGCGCCCGAGUUCAAGUUAACUUGAAGUUGGAACAGGACAGUAUGGAAGGAGUCGAUGAGUCGGAGUGGGACCAGUGAUUUUAUACUGUUGUACUCAGAGACGUUAAUGUUCACUUAACCCCUUAACUGUGAUUUUCCAAACAUUUCAAAAAUUAUAUUUCAUGCAAGAUCCGUAUAAUAAAGGGAAAACAAUAAAGAAAAAGUAGCAUCCAAAUUUAAAAAAAAAAUCAUAAAUGUUUUUUUUACUUUUUUUAAUUUUUUAACAUUUUUUAUUAUGAUAAACUAUAUCGUAUAUCGUUCAGAAAUUCAAAUUUUUGGUAAAAAUAAAUAAAAAUCGUAAGAUUUUUUAAAAUUCAAGUUUUUUGGAAUGUUUUUUUUACAGUGCCCAUCUAAGGGUUAACAUUAGUGAAGAAGUGAGCAAUAGCACUCUGAGUGUGAAUACUUUUAUAAACUGACCGAGACUUGAAGUUCGAUUUUUUAUCAAUUUAAGUGGUAAUGAAGUUUGCUAUUAUUUUUUUCAGUACUUUAAAUUACUGUAAUGAUUCUGAUUUUUGGUCUGGUCAGUAAAAUUUUCUUUAAUAUGUAUGACUAUAGUCUAAUAUAUCGACUAUUUAUUAAUUUUACUCUUAAACUAUAUCUGUUUUCAAUAGAAACUUAAAUAAUUCGGAAAUUGUUGAAAAUUUUAGUUUGAACCUAGUUUUUUUCUAUGUAUAUUUAGAUCCGUCUUUUAUAUACCAUAUCCUAUUCAACGUGUUAAUUGAACUUUAAGUAACAAUUUAAGACUAGUCUCGCUAAGGGCCGGAUUCUGAAACGAAAAUUAAACGUUAAGUACCGCUUACAAUCUGACAGAUGUCAAAUUUUAAUGGAAUGUAGGACGCAAACGCUUACAUAUUUAAAUGUUUUAGUAAUCGGUGAAACACUUAAACGAUACUUUAAUGCCUUUAUAUGUAAAAAAAAAUGACUCAUGUUUAGGACCCUCUGGGGUCCGUAAUUAUUUAAAAAAUCAUAAAAAAAUAUAAGAAUGGAUUUUUAAACUAAUAUUUUAAAAGGCGUUGAAAAAAGAUUCUCAAAUUUAAGUAAUUCCUAAUAAUGAUCUCAAUAACAGUGAGUUUCCAUUGACGUAACAUGUUUCAAUUUACUUUAAAACAUAUACAAUGUUCGAUAAAUGAAAACUCAGUAGGACCAAACAUUUAUGACAACUUAAUUUGCUCAUAUUAUAACAAACUUAAUAUAUAUAAAUAUACAUUAAUACCUAAUAUUGAGGGAAAUGUAACAAAAUUAUAAUAAUUUACUAGCCUUUUCUAACAUCUAUGUCAGAUAUUUAAGAAAUAUAUAGACCAGACAUAAACAAUUUUACCGGUAACUUCUUUGAAAGGUACUAUGUUAAGUGCCAUCUCGUAUUGUAUUGACAAUU